AUGGCCACGGCGAAUCCGCUGACACACGCCUUCAGUGCCUGUGCGCUGGCGUCCAUGGAGACGCGGGUGAUGUCGAACGGUUUCAACUUCAGCGGUGAGGCACUGGCCGCGUACACGCGGGCGCUGGCCACAACUCACGUGGCACUCAGAAACCCCGACCAGGCGUGUGAUGACACGACUUUGGCAGCCGUGCUGCUGCUGAGUCUCUUUGAGAUCAUCACGGCCAAGCAGUCGGGUAUGUCUGCCUGGGGCUCGCACGUCCAAGGUGCUAUCGAGCUCGUCCGAAGUCGCGGCCGAAACCAGCCAAAGACCAGGACAGAUCUCUCUCUGUUCAUUGCCGUCCGGACACAGAUGAUCAUGCACAGCGCAACAUCCGACAAGCCGAUAGCAAUGGGGGCCGAGUGGUGGAUCCGUGGAGCCGUCGGCGAGGUGGCGGCGGCAGCUUGCCAACGCCUUAGCAUCCAGACAGCCGAGCUGCGGGUAGCAGCCAGCCAGCAGCUAUCGAUGGCCGUGCGGACGUCCGAAACCAUUGCCCGCCUGCGCGGUAUCGCGCAACAGGCCGUCACGCUCGACCGUGCAUGUGUGGCCUGGGGCGAGCGCCUCCCAACGGCCUGGCAGCCGCAGACGGUGGCUUGGGAAGGAGACCGCCGCAUCGACGUCUACGCCGACAUGUUCAUUGCCAGUGUGUGGAACAUGAUGCGCUGCACGCGCCUUUCUCUGGCCGCCGUCAUCGUCCGUUGCGCUGCCUGGGAUCGCGCACCUGCCGACUACCGCACGACGCCCGAGUACGCGGCCGCUACCCGCACCUGCUCCAACAUCAUUUCCGACAUCAUUGCUACCGUGCCGUUCUAUCUUGGCUGGCACCUGCGGCAUCGCGACAUUGUCGAGACGCACUACCGACAGCAGCAACAGAAGCGGAGGAUGGCCGGGGCAGACGAGCCGCAUCCACCCAGCUUCGUCUGCGGCGUCGAGUCCGAGAUGAAGGGCCUGGCUGGCUACUUCUUGGCUUGGCCGCUGGCCAACGUCAACAGCCAGGACUACGCUACUGACGCCCAGCGCGUUUGGGCUGUCGGCCGCCUGCGAUACAUUGCGGGCGAUCUCGGCGUGCGCUUAGAGUCCCCUCCAUGCUCAUCCAGCGAGACCGAUUUAGGGCACAACAGCGCGCAGCCGCAUCCCCGACAGAUCGAUGAUGUUGGACAGGUCAAGUUGCUGAUCAAGGCUAGCGGCUCAAGUCCGUCUAGCUAG
Grosmannia clavigera kw1407 is the source of this 1245-nucleotide messenger RNA. RefSeq names its product negative acting factor-like protein. The coding region runs from base 1 to 1245 and encodes 414 amino acids. The record is from RefSeq and is a predicted model, not a curated record. NCBI's taxonomy places the organism in Eukaryota, Fungi, Ascomycota, Sordariomycetes, Ophiostomatales, Ophiostomataceae. The transcript is spliced from 4 exons.